AUGGAGAAAAAGAACCAAACAUUAGUCUCUGGAUUCAUCCUGCAGGCAAUCUUCAACCAAGCAGGGCACGGAAACCUUGUCUUCUUUGUCCUCCUCCUCGUAUAUAUGUUGAGUCUUGUGGGAAAUCUGAUGAUUGUCUUUGUGAUCUGGUGUGAUUCACAUCUCCUCCACACACCCAUGUAUUUCUUCCUCAGUUACCUUGCUCUGGCUGAUGUGGGUUUUGCCUCCUCCACUGUCCCAAUAACGCUACGCAGCCUAGUUUCCUGGGACAAGAUAAUCUCCUAUGGUGGGUGCUUUUCUCAGCUGUAUUUUUUCUUGGCUUUUGGCAGUAGUGACAGCUUUCUGCUUGCGGCUAUGGCCUAUGACCGCUACAUGGCUAUCUGCCACCCCCUGCAUUAUAUUGCCUUGAUCAACCCCAAGCGAUGUCGCUUGAUGGUCUCUGGAUGUUGGCUCCUGGCCUUUCUACACUCCGUGCCAUAUGCAUUGAUGGUUUCCCAUCUCUCAUUUUGUGCAUCCCGGGAGAUCCCCAAUUUCUUCUGUGAUGUCAAUCCACUCUUGGGACUAUCUUGUUCGGACACCAGUACCAUCAAGAUGAUGCUAUGGACAGCAGGCACGUUAUCUCUUGCGGGACCCUUUCUGCUUGUUGUGAUCUCCUAUGCACGCAUCUUCCUGACCAUAGUGAAGACUCCAUCUGCAAGCAGCAAACGCAAGGCCUUCUCCACAUGUGGUUCUCACUUGGCCGUGGUUAUCUUAUACUUUAGCACCCUCAUCUGGGUCUAUUUGCUGCCUACCUCUGGGAAUAAGACCCUGGCUUCUCUCAUGUACACUGUCAUUGCCCCGAUGCUGAAUCCCUUCAUUUACAGUCUGAGGAACAGUGAGAUGAAGGGUGCCCUGAAGAGACUCACUGGCCGGAUGCGAGUCUCUGUAGAAUAA
Molecule: messenger RNA, 933 nt
Organism: Sphaerodactylus townsendi
Lineage: Eukaryota; Metazoa; Chordata; Lepidosauria; Squamata; Sphaerodactylidae
Product: olfactory receptor 1G1-like
Exons: 1
Coding region: 1-933 (310 amino acids)
Biological process (GO): G protein-coupled receptor signaling pathway
Cellular component (GO): membrane
Molecular function (GO): G protein-coupled receptor activity; olfactory receptor activity
Source: RefSeq, a predicted model, not a curated record